AUGUACAUGAAUGAACGGCUGCACGGGCAAGCAUACAACAUAGUACGAAACCCACCAAACAAGGACAAGUACGAAACAUUACGCCAAGCGAUUUUAAAUAAAUUUUCAGUAUCGCCAAUCACGCGCCUCGAGCAGCUAAUAUCGGGUAUCCAGCUAGGUGACAGAAAGUCAAGCCACAUGCUCACGCAACUACAACGCACAGGUGUGACUACCGACAAACAAUUAAUUAAAGACUGUUGGUUACAGAAACUUCCUGUAUCCGCAAGAGCAGUGAUAACUGGUAUCGACAAAGCGAAUACCGACAUUACUUUGGAGGAGCUGGAAUCAAUCGCCGACGAAAUAAUGGAUGUUGUACGAGCCAAUUCGACAAACGCCGUUACAGUUCGUAGCGAACAAGAGCAAACUACCCCAACAACCAAGCUAAAUGGCAAUUCCUCAAUGGAAACUGGAAUGUCGCGCAUUGAGCGAGCACUCGCCAGAAUCAAAUUGAGCAACAGGCGACGCCGGAGCAGCAGGCCUCGCUCACAUAGCCGUACUGGUGAGACAGGUCACUCAUCAGAAGGUAUGCCGCAAAAAAAUUGUUGGUACCACAGACGUUUCGGAGAUAAAGCAUAA
Rhagoletis pomonella (apple maggot) is the source of this 615-nucleotide messenger RNA. RefSeq lists its product as uncharacterized. Bases 1 to 615 code for a protein of 204 amino acids. The transcript has a single exon. NCBI's taxonomy places the organism in Eukaryota, Metazoa, Arthropoda, Insecta, Diptera, Tephritidae. The record is from RefSeq and is a predicted model, not a curated record.